This is a messenger RNA of Owenia fusiformis, 1330 nucleotides long. NCBI's taxonomy places the organism in Eukaryota, Metazoa, Annelida, Polychaeta, Sabellida, Oweniidae. The record is from the annotation of a GenBank genome assembly.
CUCGAUUUUUGCACCAAAAUGAUCUUUUCUGUAGCUAUAGGUACUAGGGAUAUAAAAAAAUUGUUGGCAGAGAAGAACCGGGGAAAAAUCCGGAUGAGGGGCAAAGAUCACUGGAGAGAUUAUCUGACAUUCUCCUUGGACUAUAAAAUAUUUACCUACAGUAAAAAAGCUAUCAAAGAAAACUGCAGAUACUAUGCCUCGCUAUUGUACUUUCCCAGUGAAUGGCUCAAGUGGGAAUCACUGGCUGAAAGGAAUUGGAAGAUAUGAAGAUGGCGGUGUGUACACCCCUCACCAUGGUGAUUACGUCAUUGCUGUUUCCUGUUUCCUGUCAAGGAGGCUUUGGUAUAUAUCUACCGCCGACUGGUUCGGGUACAUACGGGGACGUCUCAAGUGUAGAUGAUGGUUGCAGAAGCAGUCGUUUUGGGAGCGAUAGGUAUGCGUCUGUAAAGUUUAUGGGUGAAGUUCACAAAUGUGCUUAUUAUGAAUGUCAGGCUGAUGGGCAAUAUUACAUGAAACUUUGUCCUGUGGGAAUGGGUGUGGUGUCAACGUUGAUAAAGAAAGGACGUAUGGGAGGAAUAAGACCCCCUUGUCAAGGAAAUGGAGCCUGUAAGGAGACCCUCACAGAGAAAGGAGUUCAAAACGUGUCUCUCACAAUCUGUGCGACUGAUAUGGCGAUCCUUCUUGACGUCUGCACGUUAAGUACAGAGGACAAAGGGAAAGUGCAAGCAUUUGUGCUGAAUCUCAUUAGGGCAUUUCCAAUUGGUCAUUUUGCCACAAAAAUAGCUGGUGUGUCAUAUGAUGAUAAGCUAGUUGAACUUUUGACCUUUGGUAAAACUGAUGAUCAACGCACAGUAGGCAAUGAUUACACUUGGCAACAAUUUUAACACAGAAGAUACAUCGCUACAAUGUGGGACUGAAUCGUGGAAAGUUUUGAAAUAUGCGUAUGAGAACUUACUCUUUGGUGAUGGCAGUAACAAUAGGGAAAAUAUAAAUGAUACCGUUAUUCUGAUUUCUGAUGGGACGUCAAUAGGUAAUGAUGAGGCUACAUUUUGGGCAGAUAAACUUAAGGCAGAUGGAGUUAACAUUAUGGUGAUUCACUUGGCUAAUACCACUAGCAAUGCAGAGAAAGUACUCAGGGAAUAUGCUUCGGACAGCAUGAAUGGCUACUGGAGUGUAGCAGACAUAGAUCAAAUUGGGACUAUUAAAAACGAAGUUGUUGAAACGAUCUGCAACCAACAAUAACAUUUAUCGUGUUGGAUAAUCUGAAAUCAUAUUUUGAUUAUUCAGACAGUGGUGUUUUUUCUUGUGAAUAAUAAAUGUUGAUGUUUGG